This is a messenger RNA of Lytechinus pictus (painted urchin), 3852 nucleotides long. RefSeq names its product N-acetylglucosamine-6-phosphate deacetylase-like. The record is from RefSeq and is a predicted model, not a curated record. NCBI's taxonomy places the organism in Eukaryota, Metazoa, Echinodermata, Echinoidea, Temnopleuroida, Toxopneustidae. The coding region runs from base 14 to 1246 and encodes 410 amino acids. Gene Ontology annotation, biological process: N-acetylglucosamine catabolic process. Gene Ontology annotation, molecular function: N-acetylglucosamine-6-phosphate deacetylase activity. The transcript is spliced from 8 exons.
CCUUAGGCUGAAAAUGCCGUCCAAUGGCUCAGUCUCACGUCAUCCCAUCAUCCAGUUCAGAAACUGUCGUAUCCUUCAUCAUCGUCGGAUCAUCCGAGACGACCUGUGGGUGAGGAACGGAGAGAUUUUGAAUCCACGAAAGCUGUUCUGGGAGGAGAAAGGCUAUGCGGAUUACCAGAUAGAUUGCCACAAUGCCAUCAUUGUUCCUGGCUACAUCGAUGUACAGAUCAAUGGUGGUUUUGGUUACGACUUUUCAUCAGAGCCAGAGCUUGUGUCAGAGGGAAUUCAGAAGGUGGCUCAGGGUAUCCUGUCCCAUGGGGUCACUUCUUUCUGCCCCACCCUCAUCACAUCAUCACCAGAGACAUACAGAAAGAUUAUACCACAGAUACACAAAACGGAGGGAUCAGCAGAAGGGGCAGGCAUAUUAGGUAUACAUUUAGAAGGGCCGUUCAUCAGUGUGGAGAAAAGAGGAGCCCACCCCCAGCACCUCGUUCACCCCCUCUCAAGAGGCACCCAAGACCUGUGGGAUGUCUACAGCAAUCUGGAUGAUGUUGCCAUAGUAACGCUAGCUCCGGAGUUGAGUAAUGCCAAGGGUGUAGUCCAGGAACUUGUUAAGAGGGGUAUUACAGUAUCGGUGGGUCAUUCUACAGCUAAUCUAUGUAUAUCAGAGGAGUCCGUCAAUGCUGGUGCUUCAUUUAUUACUCAUCUCUUUAAUGCCAUGCUUCCAUUCCAUCACAGAGACCCGGGUAUAGUAGGUCUUCUGGCUAGCAAUGCUAUCAGUCGCUGUGUCUACUACGGCAUCAUUGCCGAUGGUAUACACACACAUCCAGCGGCUCUACGUAUAGCCUAUCAGACACAUCCUGAUGGUGCUGUCCUGGUAACCGAUGCCUUGUCUGCAAUGGGGCUCCCACCUGGCAGGCAUCAUCUUGGCACCCAACAGCUUGAUGUUAGGGACAAUGCUGCAUAUGUGGCCGGCACAAACACUCUCAGCGGAAGCAUCGCUACCAUGUCAUCUUGUGUACGGUACCUAAAAGAAGCAACCCGCUGCACCACGGUACAGGCCAUCGAAGCUGCAACCCUGCAUCCCGCCCAACUCCUCGGCAUCACAGACAGGAAAGGAACGCUAGACUAUGGCACCGAUGCAGACUUCUUGUUUGUUGAUGACGAUUUAAAUGUUCAAAGGACUUAUAUCGCUGGUGAAAUGGUUUGGGACUCCAAGACGGGUUUCAGGGAUCGAGCCAGCUAGCAAGUAUAUAGUCAGUAUAUUCAAUGUAAAACAGAUUUCAUCCUUUGUCAUGGGUGUGUGUUUAUGAAGUAAAAUAAAGAUAUAUUUUUUAUCAGCUCUUCAAUACUGAAAUAUGUAUAUAGUGUACCAUUGAAUAGGCAACUACAAUGUACUGUAGUUAAUGAGCACCUCAUAAAUGGGAUAUAGCAUUUUUUUUUGGUAAACAUAAUGUGUGCACAUACAUGUACAUGUAGUACUGAUGGCACUCAAGAGUUUGGACACAGAAAAGUUCUGUUUCUUUGAUAUUUAAAAUUUCAUUGGAAAUUUUUGCUGCUUAAUUUGGUGGAAUAAGAAACUUGUGCAUGCAUCUCCUUUGUUCAAAUUACAUGUACAUUGCAAAGAGGAUGUGAAGUUCUUGCCAUUUGCUACAUGUACAGCAGUUCUGUUUCCCAUUGGUUACGCUAUGUGUUCACUUGGUCUUCAAGCAAAUGGUCUAACUCUCAUUUAGUCCAAUGCUCAGUUGGUCCAAUUUUCUCUUUGUCUACUUAUUAUUUUUUUAUUUUAUCACAUGAAAUUUUGGUCUGUAAAAUGUUCAUUAACCACAUACAUGUAGACUCAGUGGUGUUUGAUAGACCAAGAAGGUACUCGACUAUUAAAACUGGAAUAGCUGGAAAUUAGACAAAAUGGCAGAUGGUCUAAAUGGCCAUUAGAACAGAUUUUUUUAUAAAUAAUUUUGUUUUCAUUGAAAAGAAAUCAUGAAAUUCACAAUAUUUACAAAUAAUUUUUGCAUGGUUAGAGUGUAAAAUCAAAGAAACAAAGAUGUUAUAAAACGAAAACAUAUGAAGAAAUAGCAGAACAAAGACUAAAAACACCUCGAAAGCAGAAAAAAAAUCAUUCAUUCAAAAAACAAAGAGAAACAUAAUUUUGUUUUAAAAAAAUAGUCAAGAGGACAACUAAUGUGCAAGGUUAAAAACAAGGUUCCAAAUAAAAAACUACCUUAUGUGAUACACUAUAACCAAAAUUAACAAGUACAGGCAGUGCAAUCUUUUACAUUACUUCCUAAUAUCAACCUUAGAAGAGACUCAAAUAAAAAUUCUCUAAACACUAUCUAAAUCUCAGCAGUCGUUUUUUUUUAACCAGAAAAGAUGAAAUACGAUACCACAGUGGACUGUGAUGUGGCAAAAAUUAAUGUCCAGCAUUUACAAGAGUCCGAAUUGUUGCAGGGUUUUAAGUGGGCCAGGAGAUUCCUUUCCACCAUCUUUAUACUUGAUGACCCUUGGUACACUCCAAGGGAUAGAGGCAAAUUUGCCUUCAUUUCUCAUCUGCUUUACUUACCAGACCAUGCCAUGGUGCUGCUCAUAUGUGGCACUGUGUAUGUCAUCGGAUAUGAAUAUGUGUUGAUCUUGUAUCUCUAGGUUCUUGGUCUGUGCAGCGCCCUUGAGUACUGACUCUCAAUCUCGGUAACUAAGAACCGGUUGAGGCUUUCCAUUGGCGUUGCUUAGUAAGGCUGGAGGUCUAGCCAUUGGGGUCCUGUGAGCUCUCUCUAUCUCCAUACUGAAUUGGAUUUUAGCCUGUCUUUAUAGAGGAUUUAUUUAUUUAUUUUGCAUAUUUAAAAAGGAUAGCCCGAGUCAGCAUUUGCUGGUUUUCAUCGGAGGCCCUUAAAAAAUAGUACAUUACCACAUUGCAUUAAUACAUCAUUAUUUACUAAGGAAACAUAAUACUGUUUGGAUAAUACAAAGCAAGGAUAAAGGAAUAACACUGAAUAUGUGUAAAAACAAUUAAAAACUGAAACCCUACAAGAAUAAACAAUAACACACCUUACAUCCUAAAUACCAUAAAAAUUCAUACCGAAAUAAUCCAUAUAAAGGAGCGUUAGAAUUUUACAAAUUUGAAAAGCAUGUAGACAGUAUGAAAUAUCACAAAAGAAAGUCAUUGGAUAAUAAUAGUCUUGCCUUCAGUUAAUAAUUAUGACAGGGAAAAUGAUUAAAAUUUAUAUCUCACAAGUUGAAGGCCUAUGGAUCAUCUGGGGCUCGUUUCAUAAAGGACUUGCAACUGUUGUAACUUUGCCAUUAUGGCAACUACAUGUACAUGUACCAUGGAAACCUUGAUUGUGAUUGGCUGUUGAGCCCUGUUACCAUGGUAGUUGCCAUUAUGGCAAAGUUACAACAGUUGCAAGUCCUUAAUGAAACGGACCCUGUGUCAGUGCUAUGUUGAGCCCUGUAUGCCGACUGAUGUGUAUCCAUGAGCUGAUUGGACAAGCUAUUUUGAAACAGUGGUUUCAAUAAGCUUGCCCAUAUAUCUGAUAUUCAAAACUGGCCGAUAAUUCCAAGCUCCUCCUUGUUCAUUGACAGUUUCUCUCUUUGUCAACAGCAGUAUUCCAUGAAUUCUAUGUUUCUUGGGUUCAUCACUUUGUAGAACCUGAAAAGUACAAAUGAAUACAUUAGAGACCAUUUAGUGUAUCUACGCUGCAAAUAAGCUUGAGCUUAAACACAAAAGAAAAACUCCAUUAAAUGUUUAAUCUUUCACCUUUACUUCUUUGCAAAAUGUAUCUAUUUAUGUUGAAAUCUUGUACUGAUAUACUAUUUCUGUUUUCUGCCCAAAGAAUGUAAAGAAAUAAGCUUUAACUG